Messenger RNA from Synchytrium microbalum, 2553 nucleotides. RefSeq lists its product as uncharacterized. The record is from RefSeq and is a predicted model, not a curated record. Bases 1 to 2553 code for a protein of 850 amino acids. Gene Ontology annotation, biological process: regulation of DNA-templated transcription. The transcript has 5 exons. NCBI's taxonomy places the organism in Eukaryota, Fungi, Chytridiomycota, Chytridiomycetes, Synchytriales, Synchytriaceae. Gene Ontology annotation, molecular function: DNA-binding transcription factor activity; sequence-specific DNA binding.
AUGGACAUGUCGAAUCUCGAGCUCCUUGAUGGUCCUUGGCACUUUUCUCGAGAGAUCUCGAACGGAAACAGUUCAUGGUACUGUCAGACUAGUCAAUUACCACGACCUACUCCCCCAUAUGUUGCAGGCAUCAAAGUCGAACGAUAUUUGAAGAAUGAUACUUGCAGUAGUAUACAAGUUCCUCCAUUUGAAAGGAGCGAGACACUACAAGGAGAUUCUAUGGAAUCGCGUUCUACCAACAUGGCCGUCAUGCUCCCCAUGGAUACUUCUACGGCCCUUGCUUGGACACCAUCUCCACAAUUUUUCACUUCCUCUCCUCUUGUGGAAUCUUGGGCAUCUUCCCUAUUUUCUGAUCCACCCCAACCUGUGUCCACCGUCUUUGCAACUAACGAGACGUCAACGACGCAAUUGGACGACAUAGGUGGUUUGAAGAUGCACUUCUCUGAGCAAGAGGACUUUGUAACCCCUCGGGAUAAACUUUCGGCUCCCAUACCUGACGAACUUGUCCACGCCCCCACCUCGCAUUCUAUCCCUAUGCCACUCCGUCGACGGGUAGACACCCACUCUGAUUCAGCGACAACGUUCAAGCAUUCGAGAUGGACACCCUAUCCUACGUCGUCAUCUGCUGUUAUUGCUCCGUGGGCUUAUGAAUUCCCUGGUGGAGAUCUCAAUCGGAACCUCCGUUCUUGGGACCUCAGAUCCGACAAUAAUAGUCACUCCACUAUCCAUGUUCCUUCUAGUUCCCAAUGCCAAGACGAUUCUUUGACUAUAAAAGCCAUUCGAGGUGAUUAUCACCCCACGGAAGCACUGCUCCAUCCCCCAACCACCAGCAGAGCAGAACCCCCACCCAAAUCAACGACCCAAGACCCAGAUGAGGCUCAAUAUCCAGUUUCCACUCAGUCUACCAGCCGAGGCAUGUCAGAUGAAUGCCCUACCCGCAACGCAUCAACAUACGCAAACAAUGACAUUGUCGACAGUCUGUCUUUCAUGGUUGCGGGAUCCUUCAACUCUUUUGAAGGUUUUGCAGAAUUAUUGAAUCCCAAAAGUCAAUCCCUCCCUCCACCCUCUGUAUUUUCAAGCUUGACAGGGAGCUCGGAAUCGAGGCUGGUCACACCAAAGCCUGCAUCAACCACAAAAUCAAACAAUUUGGAUUUAGAUGGAAUAGAAAAGCCAAAAUCUACAUAUGAGUCAUUACUGAAGCAAGCGCUAGAGUCUAAGCCGGACAAGACUAUGGCCCUUGCGGAGAUUUAUGAAUGGAUAGAGCUGAAAUAUCCAUAUUUCGGAUUUCCCAAGAACGGUGGCUAUAAGCACGCAUCUCUUGGACGUAACAAUUCAUCAAUGAAUUUAAUGGACACCGAGUCGCUUUCAAUUUCAGCAUCUUUGCUUCAAGUGCCUGUCUACCGACGACGAUCCAUUUUGGCCGCCACAAGGAAGCAUGUCACUGAUGGUCCUGUUAAUGAAUCUAACGCACCCAUGAAUUCAGACUCUCAAGACCCAGACUAUGAGCCUAGUGUGUCCAACGUGACUCUCCCUCGCUUAAUAAUCCAACGACCAGCCGCCGUGCGGUCUAUCGGUAGCUAUCCCACACCAAAUUCAUCGGCAAUUGACCUCAAUCCAACGUAUGCUUACAAUGAGCCUCGUAAUGUCGAAACGUAUCAUGGAUAUAUUCGUACAACGCAAGAUGCCUUGUUGCUUAUUGAGGCAUGUCGAGUGGGCAAGCUCAAACGCGUUCCCCGUCGAUUGACCGAGUCAGAGAGAUCUACAAACAUCAAGUCUGGAGCGGUGUUCAUUUGGAAUGAAGAAGAAUCUGGUAUAAAACGGUGGACUGAUGGCAUAAAGUGGACUGCUUCACGUAUUAGUGGAUCCUUUUUGGUAUAUCGAGAACUAAGUGUUAAAUACAACGGUCCCAAGGGCACUCGUCAACCACCAGCUAUCAAGGAAGGUGGACUUAUCAAGAGAGCAAUUUCUGUAACGGCUAGCGAUGGUCGCAAGCACCACUUGGUAUCUUAUUACACUGCAGGAGAGCUUAAAUCAAACUCUCUUGUCUAUCCCAGCGAUGACCCCACGUUGUCAUCUGUAGUAGUUGCUACGGAUCUCUACCCCGAAUUCACCGCCCACACGCCACCAGUAGAGACACUCACGCCACGUACCGAGCUGUCACCAGUAGAUCCACGUGGCCAGGAUCCAUCCACGAACAGAACCAUGAUGAACCUCUCGGGACGUAGAACAAGUGAGGCGAUCAGCACUCAAGAUCAUCGUGGUGUCGGGCCCAUACGCCGUCAGAUGCACCCUGUGAGAUCAGCUCCAUACAAUUAUGCACCACCAAGUCCCGUUUACUCUAGUGCUGCUGCCGCUUACUCUGCUCCUUCUGCCUACUCCAGUUCGGAAACUCAUAUGUAUUACCUUGCACACCGAGAAUCGUGUCCUCCACCGCAGCUACCACCUUUAAUGCAUCAGCAGUACCAACCAAUGUAUUAUUCGUCACAACCGCCACAGUUUGGAAUGCAUCUGUAUGAUAGGCCGACGACGCGUCACCAAGGGCCAUCAAAUUAA